AUGACGCCCGCCAACCCCGGCCUGAAGCACCUGUCGAAUGCCCUCGCCACUCCGGACCAGCUCUCAAACACCUCCUCGUCGAUUGAUGGUGUUCCGACGGACUUGGAAACGUCGAUCCGCUGCGCCGGUGCUCAGCUCACACAGGCCGCAGGCAUCCUGCUACACCUGCCGCAGGAUACCAUUGCGCAGGCCAUCGUGAUUUUCACGCGCUUCUGGCUUGGAGCAGAUGGGGGUAGCCUACGAAUCUAUUCGGCCAAGGAUGUAUCAGCCGCCGCCCUCUUCCUCACAGCCAAGCUUUCCUUCAACCCCACCUCACCACGCUCUAUCCUAAAUGUCUACAACUUCCUCCUUUCACAAGAAGUCUCACCGCUAUGGUUUGUCAACCCGCGCGGGGCACCCAGGGAGCCCCCGCCCUCAGAGAGCUAUAUCCUCACCGAAGGUGGCUAUCAAUCGGCACGAUUGGUCCUGAUGCGCAUCGAAUCCGUCAUCCUACGCACCCUGAGCUUCGACACACAUGUCGCGCUCCCCCAUACCAUCGCCCUCACCUACCUCCAAACACUCGGCGUGACAAAAUCCGCAGUGGCCCGCCGAACCGUCGAGCACCUUAACGCUACACUAUUCUCACCCCAGCUACUAUACGUGACACAUCAACCAAAUGCCCUGGCAGUAGCGGCCAUAUAUCUUGCAGCGCGCGAAGAAGAGUUCAAGUUAGUUGACGGUGAAUGGUGGGAGGUAUUUGAUGUUGAUAGAGAAGAGCUGGGAUUUCUCGUGGUUGGCAUGAGAAGUACCGAAGGCUUCAUGCGCGCGGAAGUAGAACAGUGGAGAAAUAGGCCGAUUCCUUUGGUGAUUGAUCAGGUUGACGCGGAGAUAGAUCGCAGGCAAAAUAUGAGAGAAGGCGAGUGA
Molecule: messenger RNA, 903 nt
Organism: Penicillium argentinense
Lineage: Eukaryota; Fungi; Ascomycota; Eurotiomycetes; Eurotiales; Aspergillaceae
Product: putative cyclin
Exons: 2
Coding region: 1-903 (300 amino acids)
Biological process (GO): regulation of transcription by RNA polymerase II
Cellular component (GO): nucleus
Molecular function (GO): cyclin-dependent protein serine/threonine kinase regulator activity
Source: RefSeq, a predicted model, not a curated record